UGUGACUUUGUAUUCUAGUUUACAGCUAUUUGGUGCUAAGUUUUGUCUUGGGCUUCUUGACAAUUGAUAUAUAGGCCAGUAAAGCAACUCAAUUGGCUUUGAAGGAUAACAAACAGUUGAUGGAGAUCGAGUUUCCUACUGCUGGACUUGACUCUGUACCAGGGGACGGUGAAGGAGGAAUAGAAAUGACUGGAAGUAUACAGCUCAUUCGAGAAUUUUGUGACAUCUUAAUAUCUCCAGAGAAAGCCACGCGGACCAGAAUAUUUUUUCUUGAGGCCAAUGAAGUUGAAUUUGCAAGGAAAUCAGCAUUCGAAGGAGCAUCCUUCAAGUUGGACUAUCUGACUAAGCCAUCGUUUUUCGAGGAUUUUGGUUUUACUGAGAAAGUGAAAAUGUCGGACCGUGUGAAGCCAGAAGAUGAACUAUUCUUGGCUGCAUAUCCAUAUUUUAAUGUCUCCGGUAAGUCCAAGUAUCCCUUCUUAUCAUUGUUAGGAAAAGUUGAAUGCUGCAGAAACACAUAUUAAGAGUAUGGUAUGUGAUUAUAACCAAGAAAUUUGACGUGUGUGUGU
Rosa rugosa (rugosa rose) is the source of this 566-nucleotide messenger RNA. RefSeq lists its product as uncharacterized. Lineage: Eukaryota; Viridiplantae; Streptophyta; Magnoliopsida; Rosales; Rosaceae. The coding region runs from base 120 to 521 and encodes 133 amino acids. The record is from RefSeq and is a predicted model, not a curated record. The transcript is spliced from 4 exons.